AUCUCCAAAGCCUGAAGCAUGGCCGAUGCGACCAUGAUGAUUUGUCGUUCAACGUUGGCGUUGUCACUCUCGGCUGUGAACUGCCGCCGCUCUUUGUGUGAAGUGUUCAGUUGUUCAUUUCCCAUUUGCUUCUGCGCAUGUUUGCACCACCAGUCAGCCAUCUCGCGUCAGCCAGUGUCUUCAUUGCCCCCCUCGAUGUCACAAUGUCAAUAUGCCUCGGCGGCUUUUUGGGGGAGCUGAGACCGUCCUCUGUCCGUCCACCGACGGCAUUGAGGGGUGAAAGGCGGCGGUCAGUUGGAUAUAUGUCGGACUCCGUACUCCGUAAGCAGUUGUGUACGUACACCACGUACACGUGUACCAGAUGGCGGAACAAGCGAGAGAAAUUGUGUGUGGUUUUGUUUCCCCAUUGAGCAUCUACCCCUGGUGAAGUGAUGGGUGUCUUGGAGUCGUUCCUGAAA
Molecule: messenger RNA, 458 nt
Organism: Neurospora tetraspora
Lineage: Eukaryota; Fungi; Ascomycota; Sordariomycetes; Sordariales; Sordariaceae
Exons: 1
Coding region: 138-410 (90 amino acids)
Source: RefSeq, a predicted model, not a curated record